AUGAAGUGUGGUGCCUGUGGACAAGAAGGCCACAUGAGGACAAACAAGGAAUGCCCAGUUUACAAGACUGGCAUUUUGGGUGGUGCUGGCGGCGGCGCUGGCACCGGUGGUGGUGGUGGAGCUGGGGGCGGAGGUGGUUCAGGGCCAGCUACUCCUUCUGUGGCUCCGACACCGACACCGGUUGCCAUGACGGAGGAGCAAGAGGAAGAAGAGGAGAAGAGUUUGCUAACAGACCAGGAGCUGGUGAACGUGGAGGGAACUAAGAUUAAGUUGUCAAAUAAUUUACUGGAACAUGCUGAGAAUGUCAAGAGGAAAUCCUUGGUGCUCAAUUUUCCCAAGCAGGCAAUGGAAAACAAAAAGAGAAGACGAGCAGGCACCAUUGUGCAUUGUGACUAUCUCAGUAAACCCACCAAAGCCAGCCACAGGAGGGUUCGGGGAGUUUGACAGAACCGCCCCUUUUCCUGGGAAAAGGUCCACUCUGGGUAA
Messenger RNA from Lingula anatina, 486 nucleotides. RefSeq names its product transcription initiation factor TFIID subunit 1-like. Lineage: Eukaryota; Metazoa; Brachiopoda; Lingulata; Lingulida; Lingulidae. The record is from RefSeq and is a predicted model, not a curated record.